This is a messenger RNA of Propithecus coquereli (Coquerel's sifaka), 1141 nucleotides long. Its product is annotated as progesterone receptor. Gene Ontology annotation, molecular function: zinc ion binding; DNA-binding transcription factor activity; sequence-specific DNA binding. The transcript has 5 exons. Gene Ontology annotation, biological process: regulation of DNA-templated transcription. The annotation marks the transcript as partial. The record is from RefSeq and is a predicted model, not a curated record. Lineage: Eukaryota; Metazoa; Chordata; Mammalia; Primates; Indriidae.
GGCAGCAUAACUAUUUAUGUGCUGGAAGAAAUGACUGCAUUGUUGACAAAAUCCGCAGAAAAAACUGCCCAGCAUGUCGCCUUAGAAAGUGCUGUCAGGCUGGCAUGGUCCUUGGAGGUCGAAAGUUUAAAAAGUUCAAUAAAGUCAGAGUUAUGAGAUCACUGGAUGCUGUUGCUCUCCCACAGCCAGUGGGCAUUUCAAGUGAAAGCCAAGCCCUAAGCCAGAGGAUCACUUUUUCACCAAAUCAAGAAUUACAGUUGAUCCCACCACUGAUCAACCUGUUAAUGAACAUUGAACCGGACGUGAUCUAUGCAGGACAUGACAACACAAAACCGGAUACCUCCAGUUCUUUGCUGACCAGUCUUAAUCAACUAGGAGAGAGGCAACUUCUUUCAGUAGUCAAGUGGUCUAAAUCAUUGCCAGGUUUUCGAAACUUACAUAUUGAUGACCAGAUAACUCUCAUCCAGUAUUCUUGGAUGAGCUUAAUGGUGUUCGGACUGGGAUGGAGAUCCUACAAACACGUCAGCGGGCAGAUGUUAUAUUUCGCACCUGAUCUAAUACUAAAUGAACAGCGGAUGAAAGAAUCGUCAUUCUAUUCAUUAUGCCUUACCAUGUGGCAGAUCCCACAGGAGUUUGUGAAGCUUCAAGUGAGCCAAGAAGAGUUCCUCUGUAUGAAAGUAUUGCUGCUACUUAAUACAAUUCCUUUGGAAGGACUAAGAAGUCAAAACCAAUUUGAAGAGAUGAGAUCAAGCUACAUUAGAGAGCUCAUCAAGGCAAUUGGUUUGAGGCAAAAAGGAGUUGUGUCUAGCUCACAGCGUUUCUAUCAACUUACAAAACUUCUUGAUAACUUGCAUGAUGUAAGUGUUUGGUUUUCAGAGAUUAUUAAUGAUUAUACUCUGAAUUUCUAUAACUUUUUAAAUGUGACAUUUAAAUUUUACUUCACAUAUUUUUUUAAAUUCCUAUUUGUACUUGUGUUUUAAGAGUGUUUGUAUCACACUGCUCAGAAUUUAUAUUAUGCUUUCAUUUUCCGUGUAGAUCACCUAAAUAUCCUUUUACAAGUAUUUGUAUGAUCUGAGAGUAAUUUAAUGGCUGAUAGGAAUUAUGAUACAUUAUCCUGAAUAUGUUCUAAAAUAUUGUUGCC